ACCAAAAGACAUUUCACUGCUACAGAAAAAAAGAGAGGGGGACAAAAGGACAAAAGUGGAAGAAAAACAGGAAAUCGAAAUAAAUGACUCACCGACUUUCUCAGGAGGUUGCUUACAGCAUUACCGAAGCACCUGGCAGCAUUACAAACCUCCAAAUCCUGUGCUCAAAAUAAUUUCAGGGGCUCGUAUUCCAUUGAAUCAGAGUCCACCAUUGGUUAUGCCAACUUCAGAAAUUCUAGAAAAAUUUCGAACCCCUGUAUCACCAGCCAUGACUUACGAAAUAAAGGAAAUGAUUCAAAAACACAUUGUGGAACCAGCACCAACAACGCCCUCGUUUCUCUCACCUUUAUUUCUAAUAAAAAAGAACAGCAAAAAGAGUCGAGUGAUUUUCAAUUUAAAGGCUUUGAAUCGUUAUAUGAUGCCAAGACAUUUUCAUCUAUUCCGUUACCAGCAGAUGCCCGAAUUUCUACAGCCUGCCGAUUGGAUGGUCAAACUGGAUCUCAGUCAGGCUUAUUACCACAUACCGAUCAAACAAGAACACAGACGUUUCCUCCGUAUCAGUUACAACGGUUUCCUGCUGCAAAUGACGUGCUUACCAUUUGGCCUGGCAUCAGCGCCGAGAAUGUUUGCCACAGUCACAAACUGGACAGCAGAAAUGCUCCGUAUGAAAGGUCUUCGUUUAGUAGUCUAUUUAGACGAUUACCUGAUUGUUCAUCAGUGCAAAACGACUCUCCGAACUCAGGUAAUGAUGGCCAUCAAAUUCUUAACCAGCCUAGGUUGGUGUCUAAACACAGAAAAAUCUGUCACCACUCCGAGAAGGACAGUAGAGUUUCUGGGAAUCCACUGGGACACCGACACCAAUACAGCGUCCCUACCCCCAGAAAAAGUAAGCAGAAUACGCCAUCAUCUGCUGUCUCUCCUAGCUGCAGGCUCAUGGACCCUCAAGCAGGCGCAACGCCUCUUAGGGUGCCUCAAUUUUGCAACCUUCAUCACCCAUCGGGGAAGGUUGCAUUGCCGGACGUUGCAGCGUCACUGCAAUCUCCUUCGCAAAGAACCUUUAGAAACUACUCGUUUCAGCGAAGAGGUAUCUAUCGAACUGGAAUGGUGGUUAGAGAACAUCAAUCAACAGAGACCGAUACAUCCCGUAGUCAAACCGGUAAACUACUUGAUAACAGAUGCCUCGGAUAUUCAAUGGGGUGCUGUAGUAAACAACAAAAAUAUUCACGGAGUUUGGAGUCCACAUCAGAGAAGAUGGCAUUGCAACCUCAAAGAGAUGUACGCUGUAAUAGCUGCAAUAACAGCGCAGGGGUCAGUCCUCAGAAAAUCUUCAGUAAUCGUGCAGAGCGACAACAAAACCGUUGUGUCAUACGUGAAAAACGAGGGAGGGACGAAGUCACUUCCGCUGUUAGAACUGACCAAACAGCUCUUAGCCCUAGUGGACGAUCUCGAUGUUGUAUUAGUUCCUCAUUACCUUCCCGGAAUAUACAACGUGGAGGCCGACGGCCUCUCCCGAAAUCGAACAGCCUCCGAAUGGCAUCUGAAACAAGUAGAAUAUCAAAGAAUCUUCAGCCUAUGGGGAACCCCCGAAAUAGAUCUCUUUGCAUCAAAACACGCUUACGUCGUUCCGAAUUAUGUUACCAGAGACUUUUCAGACUCGAACGCUUGCUAUCACGACGCGUUCAGCAAAUCUUGGACAUACCAUCUAGCUUGGAUUUUUCCACCACCGGGUCUCAUCCCGCGUGUACUGCGCCACCUAAACAAAGCGGAAGGCCGGUACAUAAUAAUUGCACCCAGGUGGACGAAACCCUUUUGGCGCCCAGACCUGAAGCGCCGAGCUCUAAAACGCCCAACGAAGAUCCGGAACCUAGAGCGCAACUUGGUAGACACCUUCACGGGACGACCGCCGACUCGGGUGUCCAGCCUUCAUCUGGAAGCCUGGCUCAUUUCGGGUGGGACGCACUGACCGACAACUGGUCUGUCCAGGAGAAAGAGUUACUAUCAUCGUGUUGGAGAACAUCUACUCUUCGAACCUAUAAGCCCAUUUGGCAGAAGUGGUUGUUGUGGUGUCAGAAACAUAAUUUAAAUUGUCAUUCUCCUAACCCAGCAGAUGUAGCACGUUACUUAGCUUUUCUUUAUUUAACUGAAAAAUUGGCUUAUCGUACCAUUCUUGUUCAUAAAUCAACCAUAGCAUCUAUUUGUGAAACUUCUUGCAAUGUGAAGAUAUCGAGUAGUCACAUCGUAAAACAUGUUUUAAAAGCGAUUUCUCUAGCGAAACCGAUACCGCCUAAGGCUCCCAUAUGGGAUGCAAGAAUCCUUAUUAGAUACCUCAAAGAAACUAAUCCCGACAUCAGUAAUUUAUACGAUGUUUCUAGACGUACCGCCACUAUACUACUUCUUUGUUCUAGUCGUAGAGUACACGACCUCUCACUAUUACACUGCGAUUCAAAGCACUUCAUAGAUAAUGAGGAUAGUAUUAUCUUGCACCCGGAAUUUGGAUCUAAGACUGAUAGUAUCCAUCAUCAGCAGUCCAGUUGGUUAUUACGUAAAGCACCUGACAGGAACGUUGACCCAGUUUUCUGGCUUAGGACUUUGUCUAGCGUGACAAAAGAAUACCGAAACACAAUUUCUAAUCUCUUUAUUACAACGAGAGGGUCAGUUAGAGCAGCUAGUCCAACAAUCAUCGGAGGUUGGGUAAAGCGGAUCCUCAUAGAUGCCGGUAUAAAGGCCUCGCCUGGUAGCUUUAGAUCGGCGGUCUCUUCCUUAAACUGGAUAGAAAACUACCCCAUUAAUGAUAUUUUGUCUAAAGCAAAUUGGCAACAUGAAUCAACAUUUCGAAAAUUUUAUCAAAAACAGAUAGAUCAACCCAGCCAAAAUGCUUCUGACAAAUCUCUUGCGGAAUAUUUUUCUGCUUAUUAAACUGUAGACCAUAUUCCUUGUUAAAUUAUCUCAAGUGCCCUGUAGUGGUUUACUUUGAUUAUUUAAUAUUAUUCGAUUGCUUAACAGUCAUUCUAAUCCUUAUUGUAUAUUGCAGUGAAGCUUUGAUGAAUGUUGAAAGUACUCUCCAAAUGUAUUGUAGUAUUUUCGUUGAAUAUUGCAUAAUUUAAUGAUUAUCACAUUGUUGCGUUUUAUUACAAGCCACCAGGAGAUAACAAACAUUUCUCUCAUAAUGGACUUCGGACGUCAAUCGGAACACAUAAUAUGCAAAUUUUACCUACCAAUAAAAUUUUUAUUAUGUUUCCAUAGACGUCCGAAGUCCAGACUAAGGUCUUCCUGGUGUUUAUCCUCAGCCCUUUAGUAUUAUGAGCCGAACAAUGAUCAGAGAACAUGGCGGCUUGUCGUAAGUAACUUAGUUCACUCAGCUUCGUACGGAGGGCGCUUGAGGCGCA
Pararge aegeria (speckled wood butterfly) is the source of this 3386-nucleotide messenger RNA. RefSeq lists its product as uncharacterized. The transcript has a single exon. Gene Ontology annotation, molecular function: nucleic acid binding. Lineage: Eukaryota; Metazoa; Arthropoda; Insecta; Lepidoptera; Nymphalidae. Bases 218 to 1963 code for a protein of 581 amino acids. The record is from RefSeq and is a predicted model, not a curated record.